CUUUCACUAAUUCAAUUCUCUUUCUUUACACCAACAGUCUGCGACUCCUUCUACUUCCCAUAUACGAACAGUCUAGUUUAAUAAGUCGAUACAGUCAACAUAUUUACAUACUAAAGUGAUAAGAGUAAUACGUAAGGUAUGGCGUCGUCGCAAUACAACUCACUUGCUCCACUCCAGCAAUAUAACCAGUUGUCCUUUGCUGUUAUUCCCGAACAUCGACAACACCGACAUCAUCCACAACCUCAAUCUCAGCUUCAAUCUCGUCACCAGCAGCAGCAGCAGCAGCAGCAGCAGCAACAUCAACAACAUCAUCUACAUCAACCUACCACCCAUACGCCACCAAUCGUUGCACCGACAUACCAACAUCCACAACAUCCACCAACUUUACCAUCUACAACCAACAUAGUCACACAACCACAGCAGCAACAACCUAUCAUCAACACAAACGUCGAUUCCGAUUCCAGUCCCGAUACUACGCAAUUGCCGGCUACACCCGUGGUAAGCCGUAGCGCCACCAGCAACGCAAAUCCCACAUCCUUCGGUCCACCCCAGCGCAAACGUCGUCGCGUAGGCCGACCGCCUAAAUCGCAACUAGAGCGCGACUACCUCGACCAGCGAGCCUCUAACACUCUUACACCCCCUCAACAGCCGCCGCCUCCCCAAGCCCAUUCACCACACCCUUUAAACAAAGGACCCUAUAACACGGCCGAAGAUGCUGUCUUCUCCCUCCAACUCCACGUCUUUACGUCCGGGUACGGCGUGUCGCAGAAGCGUACCGUCAAGGAAAAGCUGCCCUCGGGACGUUACGACCCCGACGGCGACGUCAUUCGCAAGGACUUUGCGUGCGACCGUGGCGGGGCCGACUUCGUAUCGCAGAGCACGGGGGAACGGCGGCGCGAAAGCAAGAAGUGUGGGUGCGGGUGGAAAUCCGUGGUGCGACGAUUGAAGCGGGAAGGUGAUCUAUGGUUCAUUGAUAUACUGGAACCGAAUCACAACCACCCCGUCACACCCCCGGAUCAGAUGCACACAAUCGCAUCGUAUAGACGAUGGCAGCGAGAGAACAACGCCGGGAUACGGACAGCUAUCGCAAGACUGGCGCGUGCCGCUGCUAUGCCCGCUCGACAGGUGGCCGAUUACCUUAAAGGUCAAUUCGCAGACCCCGAUCUGGCUCGUAUCGACCGGCAUAUCCUGCGCGCUCUUAGCAUGAGCGAUGUCGAUAUGCCGGGUGGUGAUGCUCAGCAGAGCCAGACUGUGUUCGAUGUCGUUGCGCGGAGACCUACAAUUAUAUUGCAGGAGAAUACUGGGGAGGGCGGAGGCAAUGGGAAUCCAAAUGGGAACCAGAAUGGGGGUGCCGUAACCGGUGUUCCUAUCGGUGUGGGUGUUAAUCCUGCCGGUACGCUUAACCGUUAUCAAUGAAUAAUUGCGUUUCUCUUUCCCAUGCGAAGCUAGGGUCUGAGAUGUCAAUGGUGGGAGUAUCGGUAUUUCAUGUUUGUAAUAUCUUGUCUCGAAGAAUCUGUGGGUUUGAAGGUUUCCGGUAUCUGGUUUGUCUACCGCAGGUCGCGGUUUAGCAGGGUGUAUAAGAGCGGGUAGGGAAAUCCCACCGAUUGGCUUAAUCACGGCUGGGUGGCGACGGGCUGUAUUUAUAAGGACGCGUAUAAGAACGCGGGCGUUUAAGGAUUAUUUGAAUUAUCCGACUAGGUACCUACUUACCUACCUAUGUAACGUAUCUAUAUCUAGGUGAUAUAAUUCAGUGGAUGAGGGAAAAGGCCUGGCCUGAGAUACGGCUAGCUCUUGAGAACAGUGAGGGUUAGAGGCAGUGGAUGAAGAAGAUCAAUGGUGCCAAAUUAAUGGAAAGGAAAACACCCUGUACAGCUAGGCUAUCACGUUGAAGCAAAGUAAUAUUUUAUACAUCUAUACAAGUG
Molecule: messenger RNA, 1922 nt
Organism: Daldinia decipiens
Lineage: Eukaryota; Fungi; Ascomycota; Sordariomycetes; Xylariales; Hypoxylaceae
Exons: 1
Coding region: 139-1416 (425 amino acids)
Source: RefSeq, a predicted model, not a curated record